AUGGGUAUUCCGGCGAGAAGAAGCGGAGGCGGAGGAGUGGUGGGGAUCGAUAUGCUGAGCGAGAGAGCGGCGCAGAUGAGAGAGGCUCUGGUGAAGAGCCAGUCCAUCACUGACAAUAUGGUCUCCAUUUUAGGCUCCUUUGACCACCGCCUCUCAGCUCUUGAAACCGCCAUGCGCCCAACACAAAUUAGAACUCAUGCUAUUCGGAAAGCUCAUGAAAACAUUGAUAAAACGUUAAAGGCAGCAGAAGUCAUAUUGUCGCAGUUUGAUCUUUCUCGCCAGGCUGAGGCAAAAAUACUUAAAGGGCCUCAUGAGGACCUGGAGAGUUAUCUUCAAGCAAUUGAUCAACUGAGGAACAAUAUUAAAUUUUUUAGCAACAACAAAAGCUUCAAGAGCAGUGAUGGAAUUCUCAACCACACAAAUCACCUACUUGCGAAGGCUAUUUCAAAGCUGGAAGAGGAGUUUACGCAACUGUUAUCAUUAUACAGUAAACCUGUUGAACCUGAACGACUCUUUGAGUGCCUCCCCAAUUCUUUGCGGCCAUCAGGAUCACCUGAACAUUCCGCUGGGAAGAUUCCAUCAUCAAAUCAUUCUGACAAUCAAAAUAGUACCUCAGAUAACUCCGUAUAUAUUACACCUACUCUUAUCCCACCUCGCAUUUUGCCUUUGCUGCAUGAUUUAGUACAACAAAUGGUUCAAGCUGGCGAUCAUCAGCAAUUACAAAGGGUAUACAGGGAUAUCCGCUCUCAAGUUUUAGAAGAAAGCCUCCGGAAAUUGGGAGUAGAAAAGCUCAGCAAAGAUGAUGUCCAAAAGAUGCAAUGGGAAGUUUUAGAAGCUAAAAUUGGGAAUUGGAUCCAUUUUAUGCGAAUAGCUGUCAAGUUGCUCUUUGCUGGAGAACGUAGAGUUUGUGAUCAAAUUUUUGAAGGAUUUGAUAAUCUCAUGAAUCAAUGCUUUGCCGAAGUUACUACUGGAAGUGUUGCAGUUCUGCUUAGCUUUGGGGAUGCAAUUGCCAAAAGCAAGCGAUCCCCUGAAAAGUUAUUCGUACUUUUAGAUAUGUAUGAAAUCAUGAGGGAACUUCACUCAGAGAUAGAAGCACUUUUUAGAGGUAAAGCUUGCAGCGAAAUCAGGGAAUCUGCCUUGGGAUUGACAAAAAGGCUUGCUCAAACCGCACAAGAGACUUUUGGCGACUUUGAAGAAGCAGUUGAAAAGGAUGCUACUAAAACUGCAGUAGCAGAUGGAACUGUUCAUCCCCUGACAAGCUAUGUGAUAAACUAUGUCAAAUUCUUGUUUGACUACCAAUCAACACUGAAGCAACUUUUCCAAGAAUUCGAAACAGGAGAUGAUUCGAAUUCUCAGCUAGCAGCUGUGACAAUGCGAAUCAUGCAGGCUCUUCAGACCAAUUUGGAUGGGAAAUCCAAGCAGUAUAGGGAUACCUCUUUGACUCACUUGUUUCUUAUGAACAACAUUCAUUACAUGGUCAGAUCUGUGCGCAGGUCUGAAGCAAAAGACCUUCUAGGGGACGAUUGGGUUCAGAGACAUAGGAGAGUUGUCCAGCAACAUGCAAACCAGUAUAAGAGAAUUGCUUGGGCAAAGAUACUACAGUGUCUCUCUGUACAAGGCCUGACAUCAUCAGGAGGUGGUAGUUCGGUUGGUGCUGAUGGAGGAAACAGUAGCGGAGUUUCCAGAGCAAUUAUAAAAGACAGAUUAAAGACAUUUAAUGUCCAAUUUGAAGAGCUUCAUCAGAAACAGUCCCAGUGGACAGUCCCGGACACUGAGCUUCGAGAAUCUCUAAGGCUGGCUGUUGCUGAGGUCUUGCUUCCGGCAUACCGAUCUUUUAUCAAACGGUUUGGACCUUUGGUUGAGAACGGUAAGAACCCCCAGAAGUACAUUCGGUACACGCCCGAGGAUCUUGAACAUAUGCUUGGUGAAUUUUUCGAGGGAAAGACUCUGAAUGAGCCAAAGCGUUAA
Messenger RNA from Striga hermonthica, 1968 nucleotides. The record is from the annotation of a GenBank genome assembly. NCBI's taxonomy places the organism in Eukaryota, Viridiplantae, Streptophyta, Magnoliopsida, Lamiales, Orobanchaceae.